CUAGUUAUAUCUGUCAUCCACAUCCUAAAAAAGUAAACAACUUAGAAAUCUGUGGCUCUCGAUUUAUUAACAACAAAAUUUUAUUUUUAUCGUUAGAAAUGUGUUUAUAAACAAAUAAAAUGGAUGUCAAAGUAAAGACUUUCACUUUAAGCUGUAUCUGUGAGGGCUGUUUGAGUACAGACAGAGAAUUAAUAGAAAUCACCGAGAGUCACAUCAAGGAGGUGUUUUACGAAUUAAUACUUAACGAAGCUGGUAAUCAGAAGAAACUCCUGCUCUGCUGGGAAUGCAAGGGUAACAUACAAAGGUUCUUAGUCUUCAAACAACAAGUGAAAGAUGCUCACAAUACUCUCAAUCAGUACAUGCGGCCUCUAAGCCUGCGCGCUCUCCUUGCGAGCUAACAUGGUGGUGCUAGUCCGGUUGCUUCACUGGCAGACGCAAAUCAAGACACCGCUAAAUCAAAAUAUACAAUAUUCAAAAUUCUCGAUAACCAAAGAUAAUGAUGUACCAAAUGUAGCCGAUUUUAAAGAGGAUGGGACCGAACAGCCUUUUAUUAAAGUUGAGGACCAAGGAUUCGCGGACGUGGACUACUUCAACGAGGAUUAUGAUCGGGAUGACGAUGUAGAUAGCAAAGAGAUAACGGCAGUAUUAGACACAGGGUAUGUUGAGCCAAGCAAAGCUAAGUCUAGAGGUAAAAGCAAAAAGAAGGUAGAAGAUGAAUUUAAUGAUUCUGAUGAGGAACCACUUAAGUGUAAGAAGAACAGAGAAGGUGCUAGAGUUAAGAAGAAGAAGAAAGAGGAUGGAUCCCCCAAAUUGGACAGACGCAAGAACCCAGCUCCCAAGAGAGAGAAACCACCAGGAGUGGUGAACAAUCCCAGGGUUGCGAAGAAACUCCAGCAGCUGAACGUGGCCCAGGGUCAACUGGAGAUGGUGGUGCUGAGCUGGGCGGAGGUAGAGGCAGAACGCCAGCGUGGCCUCUCAAGCGAGGCCUUCACGCGUCAGAAGUACCGCUGCGAAGACUGCGUGCUCGGGUUCAACCAUAAGUUUAAACUGGACAACCAUAUGAAGAAACAUGAUGAGUCUGCAGGUACGAUGGUUUGUGAAGUGUGCAAGGUUCGAUGCCGCGACGCGCACGCUCUCUGCGCUCACCGCAGAAGACAUCGUGUCAGUGAUUGUGAGUCGCGUUGUGCGUCCGACCCCGCUAGAUGGCGGUGUUGCCGCUGCGGGCGCAGCGUGUCCCGCGCGGCGGUGGCGGCGGACCACGUGGCGCGCGAGCACCACGCGCCCCCCCCCACGCACGCCUGCCGCCUCUGCGGCCACGAGGAGCCUACUUUAGGUAAACUUCGCAAUCACAUAAAGAAUCACGCCGAGAGACAGAAGUGCGAGCUCUGCGGGAAGACGUUCAGGGAUAGGACGUCGCUGAGGACGCAUCUGUUUAUUCAUAAAGGAGAGAAAGAGUACUCGUGUCCGCGCUGUGAUAAGAGGUUCCUCUUCAAGAAGGCCAUGGAAGUGCAUCUUGUGACGCACGAUGCGCCCGCGCAUCUAUACUGCUACGAGUGUGAUAUGAACUUCAAGAACCGCAUGUCUUAUACCCAGCAUAUGAAAUACAGCCUCAAACAUAUUGAUCCCGCUAAACUCAAGUAUGCUUGUCAACUCUGCGACAAGAAAUUCGUGAAGGCCAUCCGUUUAGAAGAGCACAACCUCGCCGUACACCUCAAGGCCACGCCGAUACGAUGUACCGCUCAGGGGUGUAACUUUGCCUGCUCGUCGCGGGCGGUGCUGCGCGCGCACUCCCGCUGCGUGCACCGCCACGCGCGCGCGCUGCGGAACCACGUGUGCCACGCCUGCGGGAAGACCUACACCACCAAGAAGAGUCUAGAAGGUCACUUGAGGUCUCACACCGGCGAGCGUCCCUUCAAGUGCACGGAGUGUCCCUCCACCUUCGGCUACGAGGCUGCUCUCUACAAUCACAACAAGCUGGUACAUCUAAAACCUAAGACAGGCCGAGCUCGCCCGCCUCCCAUCCAAAUCCCGGCCGCGCCGACGGAGCUUACCUAAAUACAUUUAUUUUUAGUUAAUAAAGCUUACCAUAUGAUAAUUUAAUGCAAGUUAUAAUUAAGAUAGUAUUUCUGUUGCUACUUUAUAUAUCUUAGUGAACUUAAACAUCCCACAAACAUCCCACUGUUGGGCAUAGGCCUCUUCUAGUAAAGAAGGUUUGAGCAUUGAUCACCACGCUAGCUCACUGCGGGAG
Messenger RNA from Trichoplusia ni (cabbage looper), 2248 nucleotides. Its product is annotated as zinc finger protein 90-like. Gene Ontology annotation, molecular function: RNA polymerase II transcription regulatory region sequence-specific DNA binding; DNA-binding transcription factor activity, RNA polymerase II-specific. The record is from RefSeq and is a predicted model, not a curated record. Bases 400 to 2055 code for a protein of 551 amino acids. Gene Ontology annotation, biological process: regulation of transcription by RNA polymerase II. The transcript has 16 exons. NCBI's taxonomy places the organism in Eukaryota, Metazoa, Arthropoda, Insecta, Lepidoptera, Noctuidae. Gene Ontology annotation, cellular component: nucleus.